AUGCAUAUCCGGGAUAUGUUGGCCGAGACCGAGAAGACGGGUAAACCGUCUUUCUCGUUCGAGUACUUCCCUCCCAAGACGGCACAGGGUGUGCAGAACCUGUACGACCGUAUGGAGCGCAUGUACCACUUUGGCCCCAAGUUUAUUGACAUCACCUGGGGUGCUGGUGGCCGCAUUGCCGAGCUUACCUGCGAGAUGGUCACACAGGCGCAGACCUACUUUGGCCUCGAGACUUGCAUGCAUCUCACAUGCACCGAUAUGGGUGUUGAGAAGGUCAACGACGCUCUUUCCAAAGCAUACAAGGCUGGCUGCACCAAUAUUCUCGCCUUGCGUGGUGAUCCACCACGUGACAAGGAGAAGUGGGAGGCUGCCCAGGAUGGCUUUAACUACGCCAAAGACCUCGUAUCCCACAUUCGCAAGACGUACGGAGACCACUUCGAUAUCGGCGUUGCCGGCUACCCUGAGGGUUGUGACGAUAACAAGGACGAGGACCUGCUUCUCGACCACUUGAAGGAAAAGGUCGAUAUGGGUGCCUCUUUCAUUGUCACGCAGAUGUUUUAUGACGCCGACAACUUUGUGCGUUGGGUUGGCCGAGUACGCGAACGAGGCAUCACCGUCCCCAUCAUACCAGGUAUUAUGCCUAUUGCAACAUACGCCAGCUUCUUGCGUCGGGCGAACCACAUGCAGGCGAGAAUCCCCGAGGAGUGGUUGCAGCGCCUUGAGCCCAUCAAGACAGACGACGCUGCGGUGAGAAUUGUGGGUAGGCAGCUGGUUGUGGAGCUUUGCCGGAAGAUCUUGGCCGCCGGCAUUCACCACUUGCACUUCUAUACAAUGAACCUCGCUCAGUCGACGGCCUUGAUUCUGGAGGACCUUGACUGGCUGCCAUCGCCAAACAAGCCGCUCAAGCACGCCUUGCCCUGGAAGCAGUCUCUGGGUCUCGGACGACGGGAGGAGGACGUGCGUCCCAUCUUCUGGCGUAACCGCAACAAGUCGUACGUUAUGAGGACCCAGGACUGGGACGAGUUCCCCAACGGGCGCUGGGGUGACUCCAGAUCUCCGGCGUUCGGUGAGCUUGACGCCUACGGCAUUGGAUUGCUGGGAACAAACGAACAGAACAGGAAGAAGUUCGGCGAGCCGAAAUCGGUGAAAGAUAUAGCCACUUUGUUUGUGCGAUAUGUCCAAAAGGAAGUCGACACGCUUCCGUGGAGCGAGUCCCCACUUGACGCAGAGGCAGAACAAAUCAGAGACGACCUGAUCGAUCUUAACUUGCGUGGGCUGAUCACAAUUAACUCGCAACCCGCCGUUAACGGUGUCAGAUCAACCCACCCCAUCCACGGUUGGGGCCCACCAAACGGCUAUGUCUACCAAAAGGCUUACCUAGAGCUGCUUGUCCACCCGGCCAUUUUUGAGCAGCUCAAGGAGCGAAUCCACGACCACCCGGACCUGACAUACUAUGCCGUGACCAAAUCUGGAAAUCUGCAUACCAACGCAACUUAUGAAGGACCCAACGCUGUCACAUGGGGUGUUUUCCCGGGCAAAGAGAUUGUACAGCCCACUGUUGUCGAGAACAUCAGUUUCCUGGCCUGGAAGGAUGAGGCUUUCCAACUUGGAAUGGAAUGGGCCCGUUGUCAUGAUCAAAACACUCCCAGCCGCAUUCUGAUCCAGAGCAUGAUGCAAGAGUGGUAUCUUGUGAACAUUGUGAACAACGAUUUCCAUGCGCCACGGACCAUCUUCGACACGCUCAAGGGCCUCACUGUUCCCGAUAUCGACACCGAAAUCGUCCCGCCUGCGCUUCCCACUGCCGUCCCUGAGGCUGCUGCCAUCAACGGCGAGCGUAAUGGCGAGCGUAAUGGCGCGCAAGCCAACGGAGCUACCGCAGCUGUUACUGCGUCUUGA
Pyricularia oryzae 70-15 is the source of this 1896-nucleotide messenger RNA. RefSeq names its product methylenetetrahydrofolate reductase 1. Bases 1 to 1896 code for a protein of 631 amino acids. Gene Ontology annotation, cellular component: cytosol. Gene Ontology annotation, molecular function: FAD binding; methylenetetrahydrofolate reductase [NAD(P)H] activity. The transcript is spliced from 2 exons. NCBI's taxonomy places the organism in Eukaryota, Fungi, Ascomycota, Sordariomycetes, Magnaporthales, Pyriculariaceae. The record is from RefSeq and is a predicted model, not a curated record. Gene Ontology annotation, biological process: tetrahydrofolate interconversion.